This is a messenger RNA of Indicator indicator, 2058 nucleotides long. RefSeq names its product praja ring finger ubiquitin ligase 2 (gene PJA2). The record is from RefSeq and is a predicted model, not a curated record. The transcript has 8 exons. Lineage: Eukaryota; Metazoa; Chordata; Aves; Piciformes; Indicatoridae. Bases 7 to 2058 code for a protein of 683 amino acids.
AUAGCAAUGGGUCAAGAAGCUGGCAAACCUGCCUUGCCCAAGGCACCAAGAGGGUAUCAGUCUAUUAUAGGUAGAAGAUAUGGAAGAAGACAUGCCUAUGAUAGUUUUAGACCAUCUUUGAAUAGCCAAGACAGAGAUGAACAACACAAUGAAGACUGUACGCGAUUAGAAUUGGAGGAUAUUCAGAAAGAAAUUUUUUUAUGUUCUGGUCCACUGGCUCAAGUUUCUUCUGGUUUACUAGAUGAGCCUUUGUUAGAAAAUACUGAAAGUGGAGGACCCAUUUGCCAAAGCGUGUCAAAUCAAACUUAUGGAAUGAACACAUCACCAUUCUCUCUCUGCUGUUGUGGUCUGGAAGGCAGCCACAUUCCAGUGAACUUUAUGAACCCUUAUGAGAAUUCUGAGGACCUUGCAGAAUAUGCAUCUGGAGAGCGUAAUGAUUUGAAUACUCAGAAUGAGAUUGCUUUUGUAAACAUUGACUCUUACGAGCCAGAAAGCAGUGAUGGAGAGGAAGAUUAUGCUCAAGACACAUUUUCUUUGGCAAGAGAAGAAGCAGGUGUACUUCAGGAAACACUAGAUAACAUGCUUUCUGAGUUAGAAAGAGACACAGAGACUUUUACUGACUUACAGUCCUGCUUGCCUGCUCAAAACCACAGUGUUUCUAGAGAAUGUUGUGAAGAAGCAGGACCAAUACCCUUAAUGAGAUACUUUAGCAUAGGUUCAGACCUGGCUUAUCCAAACAACAGGACAUUUAAAUCUUUUGCUGAAGACCAAGCUAUACUGAAAAGAAACCCAACUGUUGCCAAUUAUGAAACACAGCAGAUAAAAACCAUAGUGGAUGUUGGAAUUAGAAGCCCUGUAGCAAUUGCUAAUAAUUUAAAUGUCAAUAAUGGAAAGAUUGACCAAGGAAAUUCACCUGAGGUAGUAGUGAGACCUAAAAUAAGAAAACAAAACACUGCAAACCAGUUGGAGAGAGAGAAGCUUCUCCCUAAUGAUGAAGAGGGAAGUGAUUCCUGGAGGAGAAUUGAAAUUGCUGAGGUCCAGCAGGGCCAUGCUGAAUGUGUCCUGAGAAACAGCAAAGAGGAGGUGAUUUCUAGUAUAUUUUUUAACUCAGGAGUGUGUGAAGGUCAUCAAAAGAACAUGAAAAUAGACCUGGAGAAAAAUCUAUCAGCUCAAGAACAAAAAAAUGUUCUAGACAAUAGUACUUUUGAGGAUCAGUUUGAAGACUGCAGUACACACUUCCCAAUGUUCCACAAAGAUGAAAACAGCUCAGAAUGCAGUGAUGGAGAAUGGUCUACAGCUCUGCCUACCUAUUUUACUGCUACAGAAAAAGACCAGUCCUCAAGUGAGGAGAGCUGGGAGACAGUCCCAGGCAGGAAAGAAUAUGAACCUGAAUUUCAGAGCAGCAACAGUGACGUAGAAGAGAAUACAGACAUCUCUUGCCAAGGAGGAGAAGAAAUAUUAUUGGAGGAAGGAGAGAUUCCUCGGUUACAGUACCAAGAAGGAGUAGAAAGUAGCAGUGAUGAGGAAGAUGAUCCAGUUAAUGAUUUUGUGCAUCCUGGAUUCUUCCUGUUGGAUGGGAAUAACAACCUUGAAGAUGACUCCAGUGUGAGUGAAGACCUGGAUGUGGAGUGGAGGCUACUUGAUGAGUUUGGUGAUGGGCUAGGACUUGCUCAAGCUAUUCAUUUUGUGGAUCCUCAGUUUCUCACAUUCACGGCAAUAGAGGGACACUUACAACAAGCUGUGGAGGCUGCUCUGGAGCAGUUGGAGGCUCUUGAAUUUGAAGCUGAACAGCCUCAUCCACCAGCUACUAAAGACACCAUAGACAGUCUGCCAGAGAUUGUGGUUACGGAUGACCACAAUGGCCAAGACCGAUGUUGUAUUAUCUGUUGUAAUGAGUAUGUGGAGGGUGAAAUCAUAACACAGCUACCCUGUCAUCAUAUGUUUCACAGAUGUUGUGUAACUCUGUGGCUACAGGAAUCAGGAACAUGCCCAGUUUGCCGUCAUGUGCUUUCACCUGUGCUUCCUGAAGUUGCAGUGGCCAUUGAUCCCCAUAUCUGA